AUGGCCGGUCAAGACGAACAGGUUUUGAACCCAACUGAAGAACACUACUUAAAAAGAGAGCUGCUUCGAUUUCAACUGGAAUAUGAAAUGGAAGGGCUAAAUGAUCAGUUUGCCUUGAGAAAGUUUGGGUAUCCUUUUUCGCCAAACGAUCCAAAAGCUUCAGAGCCCGUUUUCGAUCACAAUUCAUCAUCACUUCCCAGUGGCAAAGGCAGUUUUAGCGCAAAUUAUCCCAUGUUGAGUUAUGUUCUACAAGAAUUCAUAUCUACUUUUCCUUUACUUUCAACCAAUCUAUCCGUUGACGAAAAGUUUUGGCAAAGCAAAGUCCAAGUAUUUUUUGAGCAUUUUAUGAGUCUUGGUUUUAGUGAAAGUUAUGACAGAGAAGAAGCUUCAAAAAGGAGAAAAAUUUCCAAAAAGUUAUCAAAGGUUAUAUUGUUGCUUUUCAAUUCUGGGGUAGGAUCCUCUCAAGAGAAGGCAUAUUAUAAUGAGGACAAGUUUGUUUUACAAUCGGGCCAAGCUAGGAAAAGGUCCAAUAUUGAAAAAUUCGCGAUGCCAACUAGAGAAAAUUUGGAGAAUUUGUUAACUAACGAAUCUAUUUUUAUCAAUGGUUGGGAUAUCAAUAUCAUAUCCGUGUUCAACAAGAAUACGCGGAAAUCUCAUGAUAAGGCAGAUAAUGAGAGGCCUCCUAAAAAUAAACCGAUUUCAACUUCUAAAAGCUAUGGCAUGAAGUCGCUGGCAUCCACUUCCAAAUGGAUGAAGAACACGUUCAACAGCACUAUCAACAGUACGAUAAACAGUAUGCCAGAAUCUUCCGCAUCUUUAUUUUCUAAAUUAUCUCUUGGCGUGCCUUCAUCCAAAGGCAAUAGAUCUAGAAAGCAUCAUUCUUUUUUGAUAAAAAUUAAAAAGCAAGAAAACGAUGAUGGCAACAGCACAGUAAACAACGAAAAUGGAACCUUUUCUGAAUAUGGCUAUAUUUCUAAAACCUACAGUGAUUUCAAAAAAUUAUCUCAUGAUUUGAAGUCUGAAUUUCCAGGUAAGAAAUGUCCUCGCUUACCUCAUAGAAACAAGAAAGUCACAUCGAUGGUGACUAAAACUGAAGUGCUGCGUAAUAGCCGAUCUAAGGCCACAACGCGAGAAAGGAUUGUUAAUACCUACGACACCGAUAUUCAAUCCGCAUCGGAUUCGGAAACGUCCUCGUUCUUACAAACAACUACUGAACCAUCUGUUACCGAAGCAACUCUUACUGAAAAGGAUACUGAAACUUUGAAGAAAAAUAUUUUAAAAGAAAUUAAAGAAGAAGAAAACGCUGAGGAAGAAGACGAAGACGAAGAAGGUGAGGAAAGUGAUUUUGACGAAUACAAAGAUGCGUCGGAUUCGAAAGUCAAUACUUUGGUUGGCGAAAAAAUGAGAACUUCAUUAAGGCAAUACCUGAGAAAUUUGUGUAAAGACUUGGAAGUUUCUCAAAGUGUCUCUCUUCAUCGGUUCUUCUUGAGCGGACCCAAACUAGAUGCGAAAAAUUUAGAACCAAAAAUAGUUGAGGAUAUCAAAAACAGAGCUCUAAUUGAUGUUAGUAAUUUGGAAAAUCAAGUACGUUUUCAACAAAUGGCAUUGGAGAAAUCUUUAAAAUUACAAGAUUCGAUGAAAGAUUUCAAAACCUCCCUAUUAAAAGAUGAGAAAUACUUAUUAAGUCUAUUAGGAGAAAUCAAGAAUAAUACGAAAGUUGAGAAUCUCUCACCACUUUUACAGGACUUUGUUGAAUGGUGUAAAAUUUAUAUUUCCUCGAUGAUCUAUCAGAUGUUUCUGGGCAAUGAUAACAGUUAUGAGCUGUAUACUCAAAUCAGGCGGUUACAUAAGCUCAUGCCGUACACGGUAAUGGGACAAAUCAUGAAAUUCACUAAUCCAAUUGCCGUCAUGAGGGGAAUGAUUGAGUUAUUCAUGGCUCAACCCUUUGGUGGUCAUUCCCUUCUACAAACGAUGUUCUCUACAAUUUUAACAGAUGAUUUGAAAACUCAAAAAGUAGCUAUAAAAGAAUUAGAAAAUAAAAUUUCUGAGAUGGACCCAGGAGCGCCAAAUGUGGUUAAGUGUUUGAAAGAUUUUAUUUUUUGUAAUGAUACCAAGGAUAAAGACGACGCCAGACACUUUACUAUGGAUGCAGUCAACGCGGAGGCAGAAUCCAUGAACAUGCCUGUACCAUUGAUCAUAUUGAUGAAGAGUGCAUCCGCAAACUUAAUUUCAGAUGGCGUUGUCGCAGGACUGAUUGAAUCCUAUUCUUCGUGGAAACUACAAAGAGAAGAUAUGGGCACGGUAGUUGAGACUGACGAAGAUCACACAGGUGUCUAUUUUGCUCAUGUUAAGGAUUUAUUGCAAUUAUAUAUAAAAGAGCAUGACAAGCGAUUGAUGAGGCAAUUAUGGCAAGAUCCUGAAUUAACUCAAAUGCUGAAGGCGAUAGUAACAAUGAUUUAUGAGCCAAUGGUCAAGAUUUUCAAAAUCGCAAGAAUGGAUGUUGCAUUAAAGAAUUUUGAAAAAUUUAUGAGUGAUUUGAUCAAGCUAGUUGAUGAUGUUAUCAAUGGACAAUUGGGCGUUUCUACUCAAUUCAAUAUCGUUGAAGGAAUCCAUAACUUAGUGACUAAACAUCAAGACGCCUUUUUUGAGUUUAUACACGAUGUGUAUUUAAACGAUUCGGAAGGUAUUUUUGAAGGUUUUAUUACCUGGAUUACUACGAUCGUGAAAUUUUUGCAAAAGAGCAAAUUUGGGCAGCCUGGUGAAAGAAUCGAUCUGAACAAUUUGAUUUCUAGAGAUGACAUCGAUAUCGAUGUUGAACUACUGAAGAUUCAAGUCAAUGAUGUUCUUAACAAGAAAAUAAAUGCAAGAAAAAUGUAUAAGAAACUGCUAGAUUUAAAAGUUAAACAAGGGGCCAAGCAGAAUAAUAAGCAUGCAACAAGUAUGCUCCAAAAAAAUUGGGACGAUAUUAACUCAUUAGUAAUGCCAUCAAGUUCUGGAUCAUUUGGACUCGGGGAUGGUGAUUUGGUUGACUUGGAUCUUGACACACACGAUUAUGAUUUUCUGCAUAAAGAGAAUGAAAUUGAACUGGAGAAAGAAUAUCAGGAUUUGUUGAAUCAUGUUAUUGAUGAAAGUGAAAUUGAUAAAUUGAGAUCACAAGUUUUCGCACAAAGAUUGAAGGAGUAUCUAGAAGCACAAGUAGCUAAAAAGUAA
Saccharomyces eubayanus is the source of this 3210-nucleotide messenger RNA. It is a transcript of the gene LEC1, whose product is annotated as Lec1p. The record is from RefSeq and is a predicted model, not a curated record. Bases 1 to 3210 code for a protein of 1069 amino acids. Lineage: Eukaryota; Fungi; Ascomycota; Saccharomycetes; Saccharomycetales; Saccharomycetaceae. Gene Ontology annotation, molecular function: phosphatidylinositol binding. The transcript has a single exon.